GCUGCGUCGCCAUCUCCGCUCAUACCAUUUUCGUGACCCUCCCACUUACCCCUCUCUCUCUCUCUCUCCAUCGCUCUCGUAAUUUCCAUUAAUUUUUCUAGUUUUUCCUUCUCCAUUAAUUCCAGCCACCCCUGCAUAAUCCGCCAUUUGCCACAGCAUAAAAGAGUUACUACCUUUUUUCUUCAUUUCGGAGCUUUCCGACGCUCCUCAGCCACAAAUUAUGCAUAUAUUUCCUGCUCAAAAGUCCUUCCAGGUUACCAUUUUAUGAAUGUUUUUCGGUUUCUAUUGUGGUUGUGAUUGGAUUAGGUAGGCGCGUAUUUAAGCAAUGGGUCACAUGCGGCACUGGGAUCAGUUGCGCUGGAUUUGUUGAGGUGAAUAUGUAAGCAACGUUGCAGAUGUAUACUUUAUUGAGUUUGCCUAAGUUCCGUAACCAUUCGGAAUAAGGAGUUCUAUAGGUAGCCUGGCAGUGGCUGAUGAUUGAUUCAUAACCAUGAGGUUUGAUGUUUAUAUGCGUUCAUGGACAGUACUACGGAGAAUAACAAAUUGUCUGAGAUUGUUGACGUAUUGAGAUCAUGGAUUCCAAUGAAGGGGGAAUCUGGAAAUAUAUCGAGAGAUUUCUGGAUGCCCGAUGAAAGCUGCAGGGUGUGCUACGAGUGUGAUUCUGCAUUUACUGUUUUCAAUCGCAAGCAUCACUGUCGGCUGUGUGGACGGGUUUUCUGUGGAAGGUGCACCUUAAACACUGUGCCCGCACUCCCUGAUGAGCCCAAGAGUGGGCGGGAAGAUAGGGAUAGGAUUAAAGUUUGUAAUUACUGCUUCAAGCAAUGGAAGCAACAGGUUGCUACUGGCAGUAACGUGGUGCAGUCGAGUCCUGGGCUCACUCCAUCUCCAUCAUCAUCGAGCUUGGUGAGCAGUCAAUCUAGUUGCUGCACCUGUAACAGUGGCAGUAGUGCUGGUUCUACUGAAUUCUCAACAGGGCCUUUUCAACAUGUUUCAUGCGCUGUUAGUCGAAGUCCUCAUUCUUCUGCAGGGAUGGAUUCAAAGUCACCAAAGCAAGACCAGGCAAGAAGCCCUGAAAAACUAGAUUAUAUUGAUUCUAUGGAUCCAUUUGGCCACCAGUUGGGAUCAUGCAGCAGGAGUGAUGAUGAGGAUGAUGACUACCCUAUUCAUGAACCACACUCCGAAAUAAAUAUAGUAAGCCCUGACAUGGGCUAUGGAACCAACAGCUACUGUCAGAUUGAUCAUAGCUAUGGGCCUUGCGAAGAAGAGUCGAAUGAGGAAAGUACUCACCCAGAUUAUAAUUCAGCUCUGGUGCCUGAGAAUUUAGAGACACAAGGAUCAUUGGACUAUAAAACAAGGACAGAAGCAGAUACACAAAAUAAUGAUGUCCAAUUUGGAUUAGCUCCUCCACAUGCGAUGGAUGAUGCAGAUGUUGAAGCUGUGGAUUAUGAGAAUAAUGGUCUUAUCUGGCUUCCUCCAGAGCCUGAAGAUGAAGAGGACGAGAGGGAAGUCUUUGUAUCUGAUGAUGACGAUGAUGAUCCUGGCGAGGAUGCCACAGGAGAAUGGGGUUACCUACGGUCAAGCAGCUUUGUAGUUGGGGAACUUCGAAAUAGGGAUAGAUCAAACGAGGAACACCGGAGAGCAAUGAAAAGAGUAGUUGAUGGGCAUUUCACAUCUCUUAUAUCCCAACUUUUGCAGGCUGAGAACUUUCCUGCUUCAGACUAUGAGAGUUGGUUGGACAUUAUUACACAUUUGUGCUGGGAAGCUGCUACUCUUCUAAAGCCAGAUACAAGUCGGGGUGGAGGAAUGGAUCCUGGAGGAUAUGUAAAAGUCAAGUGCAUAGCUUGUGGGAAUCGCAGUGAGAGUUCGGUGAUCAAAGGGAUUGUUUGCAAGAAAAAUGUGGCUCAUCGGAGGAUGAGUUCAAAAAUUGAUAAAGCACGACUUCUACUGCUUGGGGGUGCCCUGGAGUACCAGCGGGUUGCUAAUCACUUAUCAAGUUUUGAUACUUUACUGCAGCAGGAAAUGGACCAUUUGAAAAUGGCUGUAGCCAAAAUUGAUGCCCACCACCCAAACGUUCUUUUGGUAGAAAAAUCGGUAUCUAGAUAUGCACAAGAAUAUCUUCUUGCAAAGAACAUAUCCUUGGUUCUUAACAUCAAAAGACCACUUUUAGAGCGCAUAGCUCGCUGCAGUGGGGCACAGAUUGUUCCUUCAAUUGACAGUCUUUCUACCCCUAAACUUGGAUAUUGCGACUCAUUUCGUGUAGAGAAGUUUAUUGAGAAUCUUGGUUCUGCUGGGCAAGGUGGAAAAAAGUUAACAAAGACACUGAUGUUUUUUGAAGGUUGCCCACGCCCAUUGGGAUGCACUAUUCUGCUCAAGGGUGCUAGUGGGGAUGAACUAAAGAGGGUCAAACAUGUAGUUCAUUAUGGUGUAUUUGCUGCUUAUCAUUUAGCACUCGAGACCUCAUUUCUUGCUGAUGAAGGUGCUUCUCUGCCGGAACUCCCUUUGAAAUCUCCAAUAAAAGUGGCCCUGCCAGAUAAGCCCUCUAGCGUUGAUAGGUCCAUCUCUAUGAUUCCUGGCUAUAGUUCUCCUUACACUGAAAAACCUCAAGCACAACAGCAGCCCACUAAUGCAGUUCAAUCUAGAAAUGACCUGUCUCUGGACAGCAGACGGUCUCCAGUAGUUUCAGUGUCUGUAGCAGAGCCUAUUUUUUCUAAAGGUUCCACUGCUCAAAUUCCAAAUGCUGAAUCUAGAAUUAGAAAUGUGGAUAACAUCGCGUCUGGUGCUGACUUAUCAGGUUCUCAGUGGGAGCAGCUCUCUGAUAGUCCUUAUUCUAUGGAAGGAAAUAGUCUGGAUGAUGCUAAUGGAUACUUUGAUGCUAAACAAUUGACUAAUCUGGAGAGAAAUUAUACUUUAAACUCUGAACAUUUAUUUGAGGAUGAGGCUCUAGGACAGGGUUUUAAUUUUUCGCCGGGUGAUGCAAAUAGACUUCCUUUGAACAUGGGUCACAAAUCUGAGUCAGUACUCUCGGGGCAGCAUGGAAAGGACCACUCUGGGGAGUUGGAAACACUAAGAGAUGAAUUUCCUCCCUCACCAUCCGAUCAUCAGAGCAUUUUGGUCUCUCUUUCAACAAGAUGUGUGCUGAAGGGAAUUGUAUGUGAGCGUGCUCAUCUCUUCCGAAUUAAAUACUAUGGGAAUUUUGAUAAACCUUUGGGUCGGUUUCUUCGAGACCAUUUGUUUGAUCAGGGCUCACGAUGUAGUUCAUGUGAAAUGCCUUCAGAAGCUCAUGUUCAUUGCUACACUCAUCAACAAGGCAGCCUUACCAUCUCUGUGAAAAAACUUCAAGAAUCCCUUUUGCCAGGCGAGAAGGAAGGAAAGAUAUGGAUGUGGCAUCGUUGUUUACGAUGUCCACGAUCCAACGGUUUUCCUCCUGCUACAAAAAGAGUUGUAAUGUCAGAUGCUGCCUGGGGUUUAUCUUUUGGAAAAUUUUUGGAACUCAGCUUUUCAAACCAUGCUGCUGCAAGCAGAGUUGCUAGCUGUGGCCAUUCCCUUCAUAGAGAUUGUCUUCGGUUUUAUGGGUUUGGGAGGAUGGUUGCAUGUUUUCGGUAUGCUCCCAUCAAUGUCCAUUCUGUUUAUCUUCCACCAUCAAUGCUUGAAUUCAACUAUUACAAGGAGGAGUGGAUACAGAAAGACUUUGAGGAGGUCAGCAGCAUGGCAUAUGUCUUUAUCACCGAGGUUCAGGAUGUGCUGCAUCAUAUUUCAGACAGAAUACAGGAUGAUUCUGGCGAAAAAACCGAUGAAUGUAGAAAACUGAUUACCGAGCUGGAGUUGAUGCUUCAGAAGGAAAUAAAAGAAUUUGAGGAAUCAUUGUGGUAUGUGCUAAAAAAGGAAGUCAAACAUGGUCAGCCAGAUAUGGACAUUCUUGAGAUCAACAGAAUAAAACGACAGCUUGUUUUUCAUGCUUAUGUCUGGGACCAGCGGUUGAUGCAACUUUCAAAAUAUAAAGUUGGUACACUGAAGGAGAAGCCUGCCAAUCUGAGGGAGAAGCGGUCAGAGGUGGAUACGGUUUCAAGGUUCAGCAGAGGGUUCACCAGCUUAGAUUCUUCUUUUGCUAAUAUGAUGCCUUAUUUAAUGCCUAAUGAGGGAGAAGAGAGCAGGAUCACCCGUCCAGAUGAGAUUCAUAAAGGAAUGGAUAUAGAUCAGCCCUCGAGAAAUAAAGAGGAUCCCAACCUUUAUCGGUCUUCUGACAGAAAUUUGAGUAACCAGUCAGACAUCCCAGAAUGUAAUAAAACUGUGCGAAGGGCUCGAUCAGAGGGGCAGUUCCCAGUGAUGGAAAAUACAUUGGAUAAUCUCGAUACUGCAUGGACAGGGAAUCAGCAGUCAGAAGUUGUAUAUUCUGAAGACAGAAAGACCAAUACUCCCAGCACAUUCCUACAAGACUCUUCUGGUGCAUUUUCAACCACUAAUCCUUUACGUUUUGGAUUGCCUGCAAAGGGACCUAAUGAUAUUGAAAAUCCAAAGAGUUGGCUGGGUAUACCUUUUUUGGCUCUGUAUCGGUCACUCUUCAACAAAAAUACUCCAACUACUUUGCAGAGGCUUGGCAAGAUUGCUGAGUAUAAUCCAGCUUAUAUCUCCUCAUUUAGAGAACUGGUACAUCUCGGUGGUGCUCGGCUGCUGCUACCUACAGCUGAUAGUGACAUCGUUGUCCCGAUUUAUGAUGAUGAGCCUACUAGCAUCAUUUCGUAUACUCUGGUGUCACCAGAGUAUCAUAACUUUAUGUCAGCAGAACCAGAUAAACAGAAGAGCUAUUUGCAGUCCUCGUCCUCAUUUUCAUUACUAGAUCCGAUGAAUAUAUUUUCAUUUAGUUCUUUCGAUGAGUCGAGUUCAGAAGCCAUGAAAGGUCCUGGCUCUGCUGAUGAAAGCAUCUUAUCCUCGGGUUCUCGGAGUUUCUCUGGUUUGGACUCUCUUCUUUACCCAAGUACUAUGCAUUCAAGAAUAUCCUUCACUGAUGACGGUCCUCCAGGAAAGGUGAAGUAUACUGUAACUUGUUAUUUUGCUAAGCAGUUUGAGGCCUUGAGGAAAGAUUGCUGUUCAAGUGAGUUGGAUUUUGUCCGCUCUGUUGGUCGCUGUAAGAAGUGGGGUGCACAGGGUGGUAAAAGCAAUGUCUUUUUUGCUAAAACUUUGGAUGACAGAUUUAUAAUCAAACAAGUGACUAAGACGGAGCUUGAGUCAUUUAUAAAGUUUGCACCAUCUUAUUUCAAGUACUUGUCUGAGUCGAUAAGCAUUGGAUGCCCGACAUGCCUGGCUAAGAUCUUAGGCAUUUACCAGGUCACCUCGAAGCAUUUGAAAGGAGGAAAAGAGACAAGAAUGGAUGUUUUGGUGAUGGAGAAUCUUCUAUACAGACGCAAUAUCACACGACUGUAUGACCUCAAAGGUUCUGCUCGAUCAAGAUACAAUCCAGAUUCAAGUGGAAGCAAUAAGGUUUUGCUCGAUCAGAAUCUGAUAGAGGCUAUGCCAACCUCACCUAUUUUCUUGGGAACAAAGGCAAAACGUCUGCUAGAGAGAGCUGUGUGGAACGAUACUGCAUUUCUUGCUUCAAUAGACGUGAUGGACUACUCGCUUCUUGUUGGGGUUGACGAGGAAAAGCACGAGCUGGUGGUUGGGAUAAUCGAUUUCAUGAGGCAAUACACAUGGGACAAGCAUCUGGAGACAUGGGUGAAAGCAUCAGGCAUUCUUGGAGGCCCCAAAAAUGCUUCUCCCACUAUAAUUUCUCCAAUACAGUACAAGAAAAGGUUUAGAAAGGCUAUGUCGGCUUAUUUUCUAAUGGUUCCAGAUCAGUGGCUGUCCUCAACGAUCCUCCCGAGCAGUUCGCAGCGCGAAGAAAACUCGCAAGAUAAGGUCAUCAUACAAUAACACUUUUGGUAUUGAGCUUCAAUUCUGUACCUGUUUGUAGAUCUUGAUGCAGAAAAAAAAGGCUCUUUUCCCAUCACAUUCUUUUUUCUUUUUUUGGAUGUAUAUAGUUUUCAGAAUCUCAGUGUAAGGAGCAAGUGUAAAAUGCAGUGUGUCAAGACAGAACAAUAGUCUUUUCUUUGUUUCUUAAUAAGAUGAUUGUUUUCUGCC
Messenger RNA from Salvia splendens (bonfire salvia), 6114 nucleotides. Its product is annotated as 1-phosphatidylinositol-3-phosphate 5-kinase FAB1B. The transcript has 12 exons. Gene Ontology annotation, molecular function: metal ion binding; 1-phosphatidylinositol-3-phosphate 5-kinase activity; ATP binding. Gene Ontology annotation, cellular component: endosome membrane. The record is from RefSeq and is a predicted model, not a curated record. Gene Ontology annotation, biological process: phosphatidylinositol phosphate biosynthetic process. Bases 517 to 5907 code for a protein of 1796 amino acids. Lineage: Eukaryota; Viridiplantae; Streptophyta; Magnoliopsida; Lamiales; Lamiaceae.